Molecule: messenger RNA, 2737 nt
Organism: Vitrella brassicaformis
Lineage: Eukaryota; Vitrellaceae
Source: the annotation of a GenBank genome assembly
AGCACAGAACGUCAAGUCACUUCCCCGAAAAUCAUUUGUUUGGGUUGUGUCUGGUUUUGGCGCAGAGCGUUGGCCCUUGGUGCCCAUCUUGAUGUGGUCGACGAACACAAGCCAUACGCCCGUCGUUGCGCUAGACUCAGCACCCUCCCCGACCUUCGUGGCCCUCUCCGACACCACCCACAAGCACGUCAUGUCGACCGACCUCCCCUCCAAGGAAAAGCUCCCCCCGGACAGACAGCAGGUACGCCCAGCACGCCACACGCACAGGCCGGUGCCUCCCUCCUCACUCCGCCGCCUGCCUCAUCCGCCGUUGCGCGCUGUCACGAUCUUGGUUCAGGUGCCCAAGCCCCCACACGUGGAGGUGAGCUGGCACGACCCUCCCCUGGCCUCACAGGCGCAUGUCUCAUCCCCACACUGCCCGGGCGCAUCCCCACUCUGCCCCUCUCUGCCCUUUUGCUGCCGUUGCUCAGGGUGAGGCGGAGCAGAAGGAUCAGGAAAUGGUGUUGGCGGGCGAUGGCUGCCGCCCGACGCCCAUAGUCAGUGCCGACGAUGCCGCGGCCGCCCCUCAAGCGCCCGAGGGCAAGGAGGCGGCUCCCAAGCGCGCAACGGACGGUGGAGAGGAGGACAAACCGAAGAAACGACAUAAAACCGCCGACUUGCCGGCCUCUGAGGUGAGCAGCCGGGUCAGGGGGGUGGCAGACGUCAUGAGGGCAUGCACAGGGCCACAGAGAGUCGCAGGAAGGGCAGAGUGGGGCGAGGAAGGCACCGAGGGAGACGGGGAGGUCUGGAGGGAGGUCGUGUCUCGACCGGUUCGCUGCGAGCUGUGGGUAUCCAUCUGUUUGUGAGAGCCAGUUUGGGCGUCAGGGAGGACUCGCGAGGCAGCACAGCCAGCCAGGCCACACGGGCAUAUUGGACACGGCUGCGUGUCGUGUUGAAAGAUGUAUCCAAGCAGCUGUUGAUUGACACAUCCGUAUCGGCUCUCUUCAUUCUGUCACUGCCGGCGCGUGUCUGGUGUGGGGGUGUGUGUGUGUGUGUGUGUGUGCAGGGUGACAGUGACUCGCUGCUGAGGAGCCGUUUGAAGAAACUCAUCACGGACCUGCAAAUCAGGUGAGCGUCACGUCGCUCCACACGCGCGCACCCUCUCCUCUCAUCCACUCCACUCAACUCGUGUGUGGGGUGUGCUGUGGUGUGUGCCGUGCAGCCCGUCGAUAUACAAAGGCAUAGACAAGGGUGAUUCGUCGGUGGCCAUGUUGAACCAAAGGGUCAUGGAGAAGUGUGCAGAGCUGGGUAAGUGGUGGUCGACGUUACACAGCCACCACACACAGAGAGCCGCUUCACACACGCCACACACAGAGCCGCGGUCCACCUCUCUCUCCCUCCCUCUCUGUAUGUCUGUGUGGGCAAAUGCAGGUGUGACGGCUAAUGGCGAGGUGCGUUUGCCGACUCCUGAAGAGGUGAGCACACCCACCACCAUACACCAUAACGCCAGACACCAUCACGCCCAGCAGUCAGCCCUGUGUCGGUCCUUUCCUCAAUGUGUGUGUGUGUUGUGCCCCAUCCAUGUGUUGUGUUGAUCAGGAGAAGGCCUACCGCAAGAAGCGCAAGCAGCAGAAGGUGUACGAGGAGGUCAUGGACGGAGUCAGCACCGAUAACAUUCUCAAGGUACACUACACAACCAGCAGUGCAGCCACCACUACACAUCCAUCCAUCCAUCGCUCUGCGCCUGCGUGUGGUUGUCUCGCUGUGUUAUCAGGAGGGCGAGGACGGCCGGCGCCAGCGCCGCCCCGCCGCCGUCAAGGCGGAGCUUGUCAACGCGGUAGGUCCACCACACCCACCACACUCACAAGCAUCAAACACCCCUCACACCCCUCACACACACGUGUGUAUUGGUUCCCUCUUCAGUCGGAGUUGGCCAAGGACCAGCCCAAAAAGGACGCCCGCGACGCACCCAAGAGCCGCAAACCACCAUCAGGCCUCUCGCCCCGCUCAGGCACCAACCCCUCCCUCCCGCCGAUGGCCAGCAGCACAUCCUCACCCCCACACAACGGCGUGCGCAAUGCCGCCCGCAGCCCAACUGAUCGGGACGGUGUUCGGCGGGGCGCCAGCGGGGCGGGUGGCGAUGUGGGUGGCGUGCCGCGUCGUCAGAGUAGCGGUUUGAGCAAGUUGAUAGUGAGCAAGAAGGACGUGCCGGUGCAGAAGAAGUUUGGCCGCAAGGCGACCAAGGCGGAGCGGAUGAUGCUGGCCAAGCCCGACGAGGAUGAGGACGACUAUGACCCCGAUGCGUUCAAGUCGCUCCUCAAGACCGAGUGACCGCGCUACGGCUGACCUACCUCUCUAUCUCUUGUCGGUCUGGCUGCUGGCUGGGUGCCGUGUGCGUCCACCCCUCUGCCUUGUGUACAGUCGCAGUGCACUGUCUGGCCGCCAUCCAUAUGCCCUCUGUCUGUCUGUCUUGAUUGAGCACAAGAUCCAUACAUAUCCCAUAUCUGCCGAGGGUGCGGUGUGGUGGACGGAAUGGGUGUGGUGUGAGGGCAGGCAGAUGGGAUGGGUGGGUCGGUGUUUUUGGCCUCGCCCGCCCUUCUCUGCCCUGCCCUGCCCUGCCUGCCUGUCUGUCUGUAGGGAGACUAGGUAUCUACAGGUGGGAUGGAUGGAUGGAUGGCCUCUCCUUCUUUCUUGUGUGUAGCGGUAGUUGGUUAGAUGGCCUGCCUUCCUGCCUGAGUGCCGUUCCCCAAGCACCACC